AUGACCGUUAUAGAGAAAAAGCCCUGGAUUGAAACGCCUCUCAUUGAGUCCGCAUCCUUAUCAAAGACGGCAGGAUGCAGAAUAUUCCUCAAGCUAGAUCUCCUGCAGCCGUCAGGGUCAUUCAAAUCUAGAGGAAUUGGAAACUUCAUUCGCACUGCCCUCCAAGAUCCAGCCAACAAAGGCCGAGAGCUACAUUUCUACAUAUCAUCAGGCGGGAAUGCCGGACUGGCUGCCGUAAUUGCGGCGCGCGACCUCAACUGCCAGUGCACAGUUGUCGUGCCGAGCACCACAAAACCUAUGAUGGUGCAGAAGUUACGGGAUGUCGGUGCUGCGGAUGUGUUCCAACAUGGAGAUAACUGGUUUGAGGCCGAUACGCAUCUUCGGAAGACAUUUAUCGAGAACCAAGAUCCCAACUCUGAUAAGCGCAAUGUCUAUGUCCCUCCCUUUGAUCAUCCGGAUGUCUGGAAGGGAGCCGAGACCAUGAUUGAUGAAAUUGCAAGACAACUUCCAUCAAAAGAGGGAAGAUCAAAGAAUUCAUUCCCUGCAGAUGCUGUCGUUUGCAGUGUUGGAGGAGGAGGACUGUUCAAUGGUAUAGUCCAGGGGCUGGGUCGGUAUCAACGAUCUCAAAAAAGCGAAGUAGGCAAAGUCCAUGUUUUGGCCGUUGAGACUAAGGGAGCUGAUUCAUUGGCCUUCUCCCUCCAAAACGGGUCCCUACAAUCGCUGCCAGGUAUUAAGUCUCUCGCCACGUCCUUGGGUGCAGUACGAGUUGCCCCGCAGGCCCUAAAGAACGCGCAGUCUCCUCCUACCGGAGUGGAUGUUGUCAGUGCUGUUGGCUCAGACGCUGAGGCUGCUAAGGGUGUAAUUCGACUUGCAGACGAACAGCGGCUGCAAGUCGAAUUAGCAUGUGGAAUCAGCGUUGAGCUGGGCACGGUGAAACUGAAAGAGUACUUUCCUGACUUGACGCCGGAGAGCCGGGUUGUCGUUGUUGUUUGCGGAGGAAGCAAUGUCAGUGCAGAGAUAAUAGCGGAGUACAGGCAGAAGAUUCAGGACGGUUGGGAUAGCAGAUAG
Molecule: messenger RNA, 1068 nt
Organism: Aspergillus puulaauensis
Lineage: Eukaryota; Fungi; Ascomycota; Eurotiomycetes; Eurotiales; Aspergillaceae
Product: putative L-serine dehydratase
Exons: 3
Coding region: 1-1068 (355 amino acids)
Biological process (GO): L-serine catabolic process; L-threonine catabolic process
Molecular function (GO): threonine deaminase activity; pyridoxal phosphate binding; L-serine ammonia-lyase activity
Source: RefSeq, a predicted model, not a curated record